This is a messenger RNA of Centruroides sculpturatus (bark scorpion), 1725 nucleotides long. RefSeq names its product serine/threonine-protein kinase Aurora-3-like. The transcript is spliced from 11 exons. Gene Ontology annotation, biological process: peptidyl-serine phosphorylation; intracellular signal transduction. Gene Ontology annotation, molecular function: ATP binding; protein serine/threonine kinase activity. Bases 1 to 1068 code for a protein of 355 amino acids. NCBI's taxonomy places the organism in Eukaryota, Metazoa, Arthropoda, Arachnida, Scorpiones, Buthidae. The record is from RefSeq and is a predicted model, not a curated record.
AUGAAACGUUCUUUCGAAAGUGUACGUUUGCGAUUUUCUAGUAAGAAAAUGAAAAGAGAGAGUUAUGAUAGAAGUGAUGGCGCUGAACCAGACGGUCAGCAAAAUCAGAAUUAUUGGAUUCAUAAUAAAUACAAUGAUUCGCCCGACAAUGAGUGUUUCUCCGCUUACAAAGGAGAUUCACGAUUCGAGAAGUGCGAAUCGGAGGGUUUUCAAUCUGGAAUUGAACGUCUAAUCAAUACAAAAGACAAGUACAAAUUCCAAGAAAUUGGUGAAGGAUCUUUUGGCACAGUCUAUGUGGGUCGGUCUAAAAGUUCUGACAAAGCGAUCGCUGUCAAAGCCAUCAAGAAACAGCGGUUUUUCCUAAAUCAGCAAUUCAAUAUUGACAAAGAAGGAGUUGCUUGGCGCCGAGUAUCCAGUCAUCCUCACAUUGUCAGUUUUAUUGGUCUCUUCGAAACUGAUAUUAGUCACUGUUUCGUCUGUGAUUAUGUGAGUGGAGAGAAUUUGACCGACUUUUUAGAAAUAAAUGGAGUAUUAUCGGAAACCCAAACUAAGACGAUCGGUGCACAACUUGCUUCGGCCAUUAUUUAUAUUCACGAUAAAGAAAUAAUUCACAGAGAUAUAAGCUCAAACAACAUCUUAAUAGAUAAAGCCAAUGGAGCACAAUUGAUAGACUUUGGCCUGUGCACAUUCGAACGCCGUCCAAAAGACUUCUGCGGCACUCUGUUCUAUUUAUGCCCAGAAAUUGUUCAACGGAAGGAAUACGACGCUUACUGCGAUUGGUGGGCGUUUGGAGUUGUAUUAUACCAAAUUUUGAUUGGAAAAACUCCAAUGAACAUUUACCUGGAAGAAAUUAUGACCAUUAAAGAUUUCCAGUCAUUGCCGAUAAUCGAGAAACUCCAAAUUGCUGAAGAAGUGGAGUUGACGUAUCCUUUUGAUCUAUCGGAGGAUGCCAAACAAAUAAUCCAGGAUUUGUUACAGAAAAAUCCUGAGGAACGUCUUACAGAAGAAAACAUCAAAAAUCACAAAUUUUUCGAUGAUGUGUCGUGGCCUAUAAUGCCAGAAAAUUAAAUUAUUAUUUAAGAGAUGCACAGAAAUGUUCGAAUGGAUUAUUUCUGUCCUUUUAUUUUAAUUUUAAAUAUACACAAAUGUUUUCGUUUAAUUUCAUACUUUAUUCGUUAUAAAUAAAGCUCAAUUAAUUACUAAUUGUUUCCGCACAUUUUGAUUAUGUUACUGGUCUGACUUUUAUAUGAACCCCGGGUUAAAUACAUUAUUAUAAAUGAUAUGUAAUUAGGAAUCACUCAGUGGCACGCUGUUCAUGGAAGCUGUGGAAAUGCCGCUUCCCUCGUUUUAUUUUAAAUAUAAACACAUAUUGUGCAGUUAUUCUCAAUUUUUUCUUCGUCACGGUGCACUUUUAAUAAUUUAAAAAUUUGGCUUCACACACGGUUACUUUGGUAAGUAUCGCAGAACAACCAGUGACGUCAUAACAGUGAUUUUUAAACGAAGUUGUUUAUUUAGGUAUUUUCUAAACGCUUCGGUAACUACCGGCAAUUGCCCGUAACUCUGGUUACAAUUUCCAAACGCGCUCUAGGAAGGUAAAACCGAUUAAACUACUUGUCUGACGUUGCUUAUGUAUGGAUAUGUGCAGUGUUUGAGAAUCACUGUAUUGUGCGAUUAUUUUCAUAUUUUAGCGUACUUUUAAUUACUUAAAAUUAACACUUUAUCAUA